Messenger RNA from Daldinia childiae, 1077 nucleotides. RefSeq names its product putative alpha-ketoglutarate-dependent sulfonate dioxygenase. The record is from RefSeq and is a predicted model, not a curated record. The coding region runs from base 1 to 1077 and encodes 358 amino acids. The transcript is spliced from 4 exons. NCBI's taxonomy places the organism in Eukaryota, Fungi, Ascomycota, Sordariomycetes, Xylariales, Hypoxylaceae. Gene Ontology annotation, cellular component: cytoplasm. Gene Ontology annotation, molecular function: 2-oxoglutarate-dependent dioxygenase activity.
AUGGGUUCUCUUUCUAUAAACAAGCUGAAACGGGAGCCCUUGAAGAAGGGAUCGUCUAUCGAUCAUCUCAAAUAUAUCGAUAGCACUCCUAUCAUCGGCCGGGAAUAUCCCACCGCGAAGCUCAAGGACAUACUAAAAGCCCCCAAUGCUGAAGAGCAGCUGCGAGACCUUGCGAUCACCAUCUGCGAGCGCGGCGUAGUAUUCUUCAGAGCCCCCCAAGAUGAUCUUUCUAUCGAGGAGCAGAAGUACAUCACGGACUUGCUUGGCAAACUAACGGGACGACCUCCCGAGAAUGGGCUGCACGUGCACCCCCUGUAUAAUGACCCUAACAAUCUCCCUAUGGCAGACGGUACCACCGACAAGCAGAUCUAUGUUAUCAACUCCGAGGCGGCCAAGAAGUUAUAUGCCACGAUGAAGAACCGUCCCGGCUCAGCUAGCGAGCCUCGAGAUCUGGGUAGGGAAUGGCACAGCGACAGUCUCUUCGAGAACUGUCCCUCAGAUUUCUCCUUCCUCCGCAUGCAAGACACCCCACCUGCCGGCGGGGACACCCUCUGGGUAUCCGGCUACGAGCUCUACGACCGGUUAUCCCCUCCCUACCAGAAAUUCCUCGAAACCCUGACGGCGACUUGCGCGCAGCCCGUCUUCGAGUCUGCCUGCAAGGCCGGCGGGUACGACGUCAUGUCUCCUCGCGGGUCGCCCCUCAACAAGGACUAUGAGUUUUCGCCGUCGCACCCCGUGAUCCGCACGCACCCCGUUACCGGAUGGAAGUCGCUAUUCGCGGGCGUGGGGUUGCACGUCAGUCGGAUUAACGACGUGUAUUCGUAUGAGGACCAGAUGAUCCGCGAUUAUGUGCUGAGGCUUAUUACGCGGAACCAUGAUUGUAUAGCUAGGAUGCACUGGACGAGGGGGGCUUGUGCGAUUUGGAGUAACGUGUGCACUUUGCAUGCUGCUACUCCUGAUACGCAUCUUGUAGAGGGUAUUAGAACAGGUGUACGGGCUUCGGGGACCGGCGAAGUGCCAUAUCUUGACCCGGCGAGCACUGGAAGGAGAGAGGCAUUAGGAAUGCCACAAUUUUGA